Molecule: messenger RNA, 1181 nt
Organism: Spodoptera exigua (beet armyworm)
Lineage: Eukaryota; Metazoa; Arthropoda; Insecta; Lepidoptera; Noctuidae
Source: the annotation of a GenBank genome assembly
GUUAUUAUCUAAAUUAGCUUGCAUUUAAGAUACGUAUUCUUAUUGUUAUUCGAUAAAGUUUCUUUCAUACAAAGUUUAUCAAUCGUUUGCGUGACUCUACACGGGAAAGAUGACUCUACGCUGGGGAAUUGUAACAGCUGGCAAGAUCAGCAAUGACUUUGUCAAUGCGUUUAACUCGUACCCUGAGAAGGGCGAUCAGAAAAUAGUCGCGGUGGCAGCCAGGAACAAGGACAGGGCUGAGGCGUUCGCGAAACUUCACAGUAUUGAGAAAGUGUUUGAUUCAUACCAGGCAUUAGCUAACAGCAGCGAUAUAGAUGUUGUCUACAUCGGGGCUUUGAACAAUGACCACUAUGGACUCUGCAAGAUGUUCCUUGAAAAUGGAAAACACGUUCUUUGUGAGAAACCUUUCUGUUUGAACGCGAAACAAACUCAGAGCGUCAUAAACCUGGCGCGCAAGAAGAAACUGUUCAUUAUGGAAGCUGUUUGGACUCGUUUCUCUCCGGCUUACAUUGACAUUGAGAAACAGAUUGAGGCUGGUGCUCUCGGAGAAAUUCGUUUUAUCGAAGCUAAUUUCGGAAUUUUCUGCGAGAGCGAUAGAGUUUUGAAAAAGGAAUACGGCGGCAGUGCUGUGCUUGACAUCGGCAUCUAUUUAUUGCAGCUAUCUCAAUAUGUUUUUAAAGAAGAACCAAAGAAUGUGACAGCUAUCGGUACUCUCAAUGAUUCGGGGGUAGAUGAAAGUGAGACCAUCAUUUUGGACUAUGGAAACGGCAGGAGAUCUGUGCUCAAUACUCAGUCUGGUUUGGUUCUGAAGAACACUGCUACGAUUUAUGGAACGAAGGGGCAUAUUACGAUCGAGGAUCCCUUCCACUUCCCUGACAAAGUAACGCACGUUGAUGGUUCAUUGAAAACCUACCCGUUGCACAAGUCCAAGUUGCCGUACGUGUAUGGAAACAGCGCAGGUCUUGUCUACCAGGCCCUUGAAGUCGCUAGAUGCAUUCGAGCUGGACUGAUCGAGUCACCCCGAAUGUCGCACAAGGAAAGUCUUGUUUUAGCCAAACUCAUGGACACUGUUCGAGGCCAAUUGGGUGUUCACUAUGACGCUGAUGAUGAAGAAUAUCCUUGAAUGCCAUCAGAUACUUAAGAUAUUCCCCGCGUGCAUCCGUCUAUAAACCCCGGUGCUC